AUGCAUAUCAAUGCUGAAAACUUGUCACGUCGGUAUAAUGGCGGUUCUAUAAGUAGGGAUAAUUUGGUAAAGAGGCGCCCAAAUCGCAUUCAAGAAAGAGCAGAUCCUCCAAAAAAUUCUCCCACAAGUACGCCAAAAACGCAAGUGAGUAACCCGAAUAAUUCUGUUAAAAACACUACUCCGGAUGGUAAACUGGUUAAUGAUAAAUCACCUGCUCAGGGACAGGGUCAAGAUAUAAGUUCUGGUGGACAGUCAGUUGAUACUAACCAGUCACCAUAUGCUAUUAUCACGGUUUGUGCUGUUUGUGGUGUAUGCCUUGUAGUUGCUGGCAUUUUCACGGUCGUAAAUAGGAAAAAGCGUCAGGAACUUACUGACAGCAUUGUUGCUACGUCAGCUGUUGCAUGGGAACAACAAGAUAUUGAAGAGUCGAAAGAAGAAGAAACGCUACAGCCCAUAGGUUCAUACACUGUCAUUGAUACGUAUGUGCCGACAUUGCCUGAUGAGUUGGAAAUACAAGUUGGUGACAAGGUUACAGUCCUAGUGAUAUAUGACGACGGCUGGGUACAGGGUAUUAACGAGACUCAAGGUGGUGUCAAAGGUGUAUUCCCACAACAUUGUGUGAAUAUGAACAUUUCCUUUAACAAUAAACGUUCGAGUUCAAUGGGAUAUACAAUCGUAGACCUGAACUAA
Messenger RNA from Racocetra persica, 690 nucleotides. NCBI's taxonomy places the organism in Eukaryota, Fungi, Glomeromycota, Glomeromycetes, Diversisporales, Gigasporaceae. The record is from the annotation of a GenBank genome assembly.